Messenger RNA from Drosophila kikkawai, 1552 nucleotides. Its product is annotated as glutamate transporter polyphemus-like. Gene Ontology annotation, molecular function: L-amino acid transmembrane transporter activity. Gene Ontology annotation, biological process: amino acid transmembrane transport. The record is from RefSeq and is a predicted model, not a curated record. NCBI's taxonomy places the organism in Eukaryota, Metazoa, Arthropoda, Insecta, Diptera, Drosophilidae.
GCUAUUCAUGUCAUAUAUAUUGACUUGCUCAUUCAUAAUUAGUUUUUGGCUAAAUUUUUAAAUACAAAAUAAACUCUCUUUAAAUUAAUAAAGUAUGGACGAUAAAGAGGUCGUCUACAAUCCGUACAAUAAUCGAAAUGAGGGUUCCCCGAUGUCAAACUUUGGAGCCUUUGUGAGCUUACUGAGCUGUGUGGUUGGCGUGGGAGUCCUGGCCCUACCCUUGGGAUUUUUCUUCGCCGGAAUCUUGAAUGGCCUCUUUCUGCUGAUUGUGCUCGCCCUCCUCCUCAUCCAUGGCAUGCACGUGCUAAUACAUAGUAUGGUGGAGUGCUCUCGCCGCAUGGAAAUCGGUUAUGCCAACUAUAAGGAGUCUGUGGUCUAUGCCUUUAAGCAGGGACCCGGGUGCUUCAGGGGCUGUGCCAAUGCCGCAGGCUGCUUCGUCGACUUGGUGCUAUGCCUCUCCCACUACAGCAUGUGUGUGGUGUACCUUAUUUUCGUGUCCGUUGGCUUUAAAUACAUUUUGGACCAGUAUACUGUGGCAUUAGAUCUACGCAUCUACGUGACAAUAUGUGGACUACUUAGCAUCCCCACUUUCCUGAUCCGGAAGCUCACCAGCCUGGUUUCCGUCAACCUGCUGUCCAAUGUGCUGUCUUACUUCGGCUUCCUGUUCAUGUUCUACUUCCUGUUCAGAGGUCUGUCUCCGAUCACCGAUCGUCGCUUUUUACUCGGCGAUGUACAGAAGGCAGCCCUCUUCCUUGGUAUUGUCCUGUUCUCCAUCAGCUCCGUGGGAGUGAUGCUGGCCAUCGAGUCGAAGAUGGAAACGCCGCAGGACCUCAUCGGUUGCUGUGGUAUGCUCAACAUGUCCAUCCUGGUGGUUUUGAUCUCGUACACAGUCUUUGGGAUCUUUGGCUACUGGCGUUUCGGUGACAAGGUAGCUAGCAGUAUUUCCCUGAACCUGCCCAAACGUGAAAUUGUUGCAAUGGUCUCCAGCAUCAUGAUUAACCUUGCAGUUUUCCUGACUUAUCCGCUUUCCGGCUACGUGGUCAUCGACAUCAUAAUGAACCACUACUGGAACAAGAGUGGCGAACUAAACGGUGCCAAGCUCAAGGAGUUCAUUGUCCGCAUAGUGUUUGUCCUUUUGACCACAUUGAACGCUUUGCUGCCCUUCAACUUAUUUCCGCUGAUUUCGCUGGUUGGGGCCUUCUCCAUCUCCUUGCUGAACCUCAUCUUCCCGGCCCUUAUGGAAAUCUGUCUGUAUUAUCCCCCGGAGUACAGGAAAGACAGGCCAAAGUGGAAGCUGUGGAAGAACAUUUUUCUCAUCAGCCUUGGCACCGUCAUAUUCAUACUCGGCACCUACAUUGCCAUUAAGGAAAUUAUGGAGACUUGGGGCAAGAGCAAUGCCGGUACCUAUGAUCAGUAACAACGGGGAUCCUUGAAAAUCUAAACUCCUCAUUGAUGAAAGAGAAAUUUUGGUACAGAUUUUUCACAUUAAAAUAAUGCUGAUUUUUGACAUUUGAAAGCUUAGUGUAGAAAAUGAUAUUUGAUAUAGUUUUUA